GUUGAAGUGGAACCCCCUCGCACAGGCGCACACAACCCUACUUCCAUCGUUCACACCACGAACCCCGCGUUCCACGCUCGAUCGACCCAACCCCACCACCAGCCCCGAAGACGGUGAGAGAGAGAGAGAGAGAGAGAGAGAGAGAGAGAGAGAGAUCUAUUUAACCCUUGGUUGGAUUCGCAGAACACGCCCACCUCAGCGGAAUCGCCAUUAAUAGGGCUCGAAGGUGAUGGCCUCCGAUUGACCACAUUGUCUCGAGCACAGCCACAAGUCGGGCAAAAAGCGACACCUCCUCCAUUGACAAGACUACCUCGCCAAUCGCUGGCUACAGCCUCCCUUGUUUGUCUCUCCCACCACCUUCAUCUCCGCCUCACAAGCCUUGUACGUAAUUCUUGUCAUCGAUGAUCUUUUCCUCUUUCUCUGUACCUAUUAUAAGACGGUAGGCACGCAACACGCUUGGAGCAAGUGUUAAGCGAGAACGAUGCCUCCAUCGCUGGCCCGGUGGCUCAGCCUCGUGGCCUUGAUCUGGCUCCAGACCAUCGCCGGGACGAACACCAACUUCCCGGCCUACUCGUCGCAGCUCAAGCAGAUGCUCAACAUCUCCCAGGUCCAGCUCAACAACCUCGCCUUCGCCUCCGACGCCGGCAAGCUCUUGGGGUGGUUCUCGGGCCUCGCCGCGGCACACCUCCCGCUCUGGCUCGUCCUCCUCGUCGGCGCGUUGCUCGGGCUCGUUGGGAACGGCGUCCAGUACCUCUUCGUGGCCGGCAAGGUCGCCUCUGUCUCGUACCCCGGGAUGUUCCUCCUCGCCGUCCUCGCCGGGAACAGCAUCUGCUGGAUCAACACGGUGUGCUACGUGGUCGCCAUCCGCAACUUCCCGCUCCACCGCCAGGUGGCUAUCGGGCUCACCACCAGCUACCAAGGGCUGAGCGCCAGCUUCUACACGGAUGUAGUUGACGCCGCGACGCGGCACGCCGGGACUGGAGCUAGAGCUGAAGCAUAUCUGCUUCUCAAUUCAGUCCUGCCAAUGGCCGUGUCGCUAGCCACCGCGCCUUUUGUUAGAGUCGUCAAUGCGGACGGCCCGGGGGCAGGCAAAAAUGCGCACGGCGGGUUCAUAAUCCUAUUCAUCAUAACGAUCGCAACUGGAAUCUUCGCGGUGGUGAGUAGUAUGGGGUCGGUGUCGGGAGCUAUACCGGCAGUGUACAAUGCAAUGGGCAUGGGCAUCUUCCUCCUGAUCCCCAUCAUUAUACCGCUCGCGGAAGGCGUCAAGCACGUCCUCGCCCACAACGAGAAGAGGGUACACGACAUCGUCGUGACCGAGCAAGAGAACGGCAAGCACGGCGGAGACGAGGGCGGGCUCCAGUGGGAGGCCCAUCCCCAGGUUGGCAACCAAGAAGAGGCGGUUGCUGUGGUUCCCACAGGCGAGGAAGUGGCAAUUAAUAGCGCGAGAGAGGAGGUUGGAGCCAGAGCGAUGGUGACGCGGGUCGAGUUCUGGCUCUACUUCUUUGUGUACCUGUUUGGGGCGACGCUCGGGAUCGUGUUCCUCAACAACCUGGGGCAGAUCGCCGAGUCCCGGGGGACCUCAAAGACGCCGUCGCUGGUCUCGCUCUCGUCGUCGUUCGGGUUCUUCGGCCGGUUGAUCCCGUCUCUCUUCGACUACCUCUUCGAAAGGAGGAGGUACGUGGUGUCGAGGCCGGCAGCAAUGGCGGCAUUGAUGGCGCCCAUGGUCGGCGCCUACUUCCUGCUCCUCAACCACGCCCCGGCGGCGCUCUACGUGAGCACUGCCAUCAUCGGCGUCUGCACUGGGGCCAUCACGUCCAUCUCUGUGUCCACCACCACCGAGCUCUUCGGGACCAAGAACUUUGGCGUGAACCACAACGUCGUGGUCACCAACAUCCCAAUCGGGUCCUUCGUCUUUGGGUACGGCGCGGCGCUGCUCUACCGCCGCCGGCGAGGCGGCGACGCGAAGUGCAUGGGAAUGGACUGUUACAGCACGACGUUCGUGGUCUGGGGGUCUCUUUGCUUACUCGGGACUGCCCUAGCUUUAGUCUUGCACGCACGUACGCGAAAGUUCUAUUCGAGAAAUAUAGAGAGGUAGUAGCUAACUCAGCAAAUUCACUCUUCCAUAAGAGUUAGGACACACUCCUUUUCUUUCAUUUAGCGAAGUAUUUUUGUUCAAGGAAGAAAAUAUUCCUGUACAUGAAUAUAGGCUUAUUGAGCGAGGAAUCAGCAUUUCAUAUUUCACCAAGUCCCAUGUACAAGUUCAUC
This is a messenger RNA of Rhodamnia argentea, 2265 nucleotides long. RefSeq names its product protein NUCLEAR FUSION DEFECTIVE 4-like. The record is from RefSeq and is a predicted model, not a curated record. NCBI's taxonomy places the organism in Eukaryota, Viridiplantae, Streptophyta, Magnoliopsida, Myrtales, Myrtaceae. The transcript is spliced from 2 exons. Gene Ontology annotation, cellular component: membrane. The coding region runs from base 482 to 2095 and encodes 537 amino acids.